CCUAAACCAUCGUUCUCUUUCGCCCCACCCCGCCGCUGCCGCAUCGCCCCCAUGUCGCUCGACGGCGUCUUCUCCACGGCCGAGGCCCUGGCGCGGCUACUAGCCCGCUGCCCGAAGCUCCACUCCAACCCGCGCCUCCACGAGCUCGCCUCGUCGCCGGCCGUCGCGCCCCCCACCCACGACGACGUUGCCGCCGCGCUCGCCGAGCCACUGCUGCACCCGCGCUACACCAUCCCCGUGCUCGGCUGCUUCCUCCCGCUUGCGCCGGCCCUUAUCAAUCAGGCCGUUGCGCUGCUCCGCGCCAGACUGCACGCGUCCAAUGAUGACGCCCGCGCCAGACUGCACGCGUGGAAUGAUGACGCCGCCCACCUGGAGGAUGAGGCCGAGGAGGGGGACGUCCGCGUCGUUGAGUUCUACCUCUCCAGGCGUAGGCGCCUGCGGCUGCACGAGAUCGCGUGCCUCGCACUGGCGCGCGCCCUCGACCUCGCACCCUACUUGCUCAGACCUGUAUUGAACUACUUCAAGUUUUCUCCACCACCAUUCCAAAGGCUUCUAUGCGCAAGUUUCUCAUCACAAGUUCCUUCCAAGGAAUUGCAUUUGUUUCGUAAUGCUGCACAAGUAUCUUACCGGUUUCUAGAAUUGGAGCCCAGAGUAUUUUGUGAACAAUGGGAUUGGUCUUGCUUUUUAGACCUUGUACAUAGUACCACCGACUAUAGUUUAGUUGACUCCUCACUUGGAUUGGACUUGAAAUGGUGCACGAUACAUAUUCUUAUGGUGGUUUUAAAAGCAAGCGAUAUGGCUAUUGAAAGUUUUGGCCUGCGAGCAGAUGAAGCAUUUAAAUGUUUUCUGAGGUGGAAGGAGUUUUGCAUGGACACUUCCUUAGAGAAAGCCUCUUUAUAUCUCCAGAAUGACAAUGGAAAUUCGAGAAGUAGUAUAGAUGGUCUCAGUAUGCCUGAAUGUUUGUUGGAUUGGCCAGAUGUUGCAACAGGAGGAAAUCAUAGCAUUGGAAGCCCGUUUGUGCUUACUGCUACUUUAAGAAAGAGUUAUGAGGUAGCUUUGAUGGCAGUUGACCAGAAGUGGCCUGUACUUCUCUAUGGGCCUGUUGGUGCUGGGAAAACUGCACUUAUUAACAAGCUGGCACAAAUAGUUGGAAAUCGAGUACUUUUUAUCCACAUGGAUGAGCAAAUGGAUGGUAGGACCUUAUUAGGAAGUUACGUUUGCACAGAGAAACCUGGUGAAUUCAAGUGGGCUCCUGGUUCGCUUACACAGGCCAUUGUCAAAGGGUUUUGGAUUGUGUUUGAAGACAUAGACAAGGCACCUAGCGACGUGCAGUCAAUCUUACUACCUUUAUUGGAAGGUUCAAAUACCUUUUCAGUUGGCCAUGCAGAGGCCGUGGAAGUUGCUGAGAGUUUCCGAUUCUUCGCUACCAUCACUACAUCAAAGAAUGAUGUUUCCCAUGAUCUGCCAGGGAGACUCACAUUUAGUGCAUUGUGGAGAAAAGUGAUGGUGGGAGAACCUAAUCAGAGUGACAUGGUUAAUAUAAUUAAAGGUUGCUACCCAAGCUUGGAGCCCAUCUCCUCCAAACUCAUAGAUACCUUUGAAAAGGUCAACUCUCUUGGAUCUUAUCAGUUUGGUGGUCUCAACUUAGCAGGAGGUUCAUCUGAUGGUGUUCUGCACAGAUUUUCGUUAAGGGACCUGCUCAAGUGGUGCAAGAGAAUAUUAGGGACCGAUCUCAACUUUGAGGACCCCAGAUUUUCAUCUAGUGAAUGCAAAUUAAUUUAUCGUGAGGCUGUUGAUAUUUUCACUGCCUCGUUAUCAUCUCCGGAGAAAAGAUUAUAUGUAGCAGGAGAAAUUACUAGAAUAUUAGGUGUUCCUUACCGAGGAGAAGCAGUGCAACCUACUGAAAAGCCCAUCAUCCAGGCCCGAGAUACGGAAUUGCAAGUUGGUAGAGUUACAUUGCCGUGCUCCGACAAACCCGCAAUCCAGAAAGGGCUUUUUGCUGAUAUUCGGUGUGCAUUAGAAAUUCUUGAAAGAGUUGCAUGUUCUAUAAAAUUCAAUGAGCCCAUUCUUCUUGUUGGUGAAACUGGUACCGGGAAGACUACUACUAUACAGAAUCUUGCUGCCUGGCUUAAACAACCAUUGACUGUGGUGAACUUAAGCCAGCAAAGUGAUAUUUCUGAUCUCCUCGGGGGAUUUAAGCCUACAAUGGAUGCUCGGUCAAUAUGUUUUCCUCUUUAUAUGGAGUUCAAGUAUCUUUUUUGUCAGAGUUUUUCUGCAAAGGACAAUGAACGUAUUCUGCGGCAUUGUGCUGAGUCUGUAAUGAAAAAGAAUUGGAUAAAACUACUACACACUUUGGCAAGAUGUGUUGAGAGGGCUCAGAAGCUAAUUGAAGGGAUUUCUAAGUCUUCAAGUGGUUCAAAGAGAAAAAGGUCUUUGCCAGCCCAUGUUGUUUCAGAUUGGGACACCUUCUCGUCCAAACUAAAUAUAGCUUGUAGUCAAAUUGGUUCAGCAACUGGCAUGUCAUUUCAGUUUGUGGAGGGUGCUUUUAUUUCAGCUUUAAGGAAAGGUCAUUGGAUUUUGCUUGAUGAGGUUAACCUUGCACCUCCAGAGACACUUCAAAGAAUUGGUGCUGUACUGGAUGGAGAGAGGGGCACACUUUGCCUGGCAGAAAGAGGAGACGUGGAUUAUGUUGAACGUCAUCCUUGCUUCCGGAUUUUUGCCUGCAUGAAUCCAGCAACUGACGCUGGGAAAAGAGAACUGCCGUACACUUUUAGGAACCGCUUUACUGAAUACUUUGUUGAUGAUCUUAUAGAUGAUGAUGAUCUACGCCUUUUUGUCAGGAAAUAUCUAGAUGGUCUGAAUGUUACAAAUGGAGUUACAGAUAGUAUUGUUCGAUUUUAUAAAGUUGCAAAAAAGGAAUGUGAGGAGAGACUGCAGGAUGGAGCUAAUCAGAAGCCUCAAUUUAGUUUGAGAUCUCUAUCUCGCGCUUUGGGAUAUAUAAAAAAUGCAGAGAAAAAAUUUGGCUUCAGAAAAGCCAUAUAUGAUGGUUUCUGUAUGUUCUUUCUUACAAUGUUGGAUGCCCCUAGUGGAAAAAUCAUUAAGAACUUAAUAGUUUCACUUUUGUUGGAUGGAAGAGUGCCACCUAACAUUUCUUUUGCUGACUACUUCAUUGAAAAGCCUAUGCAGUUAGGUGGCUGUGAAUCAGAUGAAUUUUUGCGGAGCUAUGUUUUAACUCAAAGUGUUACUGAGCACAUAAUCAACCUUGCCCGUGCUGUUUAUAUUAGAAGAUAUCCUGUUCUUUUACAAGGGCCAACAUCAAGUGGCAAAACUAGCCUUGUGAGGUAUCUUGCUGCAAAAACUGGCCAUGAGUUUGUCCGAAUCAACAACCAUGAGCAUACUGAUCUUCAAGAAUAUCUGGGUACUUAUGUGACCGAUAGUCAAGGGAAGCUUCAGUUUCAGGAGGGUGCUUUGGUGAAGGCUGUGCGGGAGGGGCACUGGAUUGUUUUGGAUGAGCUAAAUCUUGCACCAUCUGAUGUCCUGGAAGCUUUAAAUAGGCUGUUAGAUGACAACAGGGAGCUCUUCGUGCCAGAGCUGCAAGAGACUAUAUCUGCACACCCUAAUUUUAUGCUUUUCGCUACACAAAACCCACCUAUGCUUUAUGGGGGGCGUAAAAUGCUGUCCCGGGCAUUCCGCAACCGUUUUAUUGAAGUGCAUGUUGAUGAAAUACCAGAAGAUGAGCUAGUUACGAUUUUGGAGCAGCGAUGUAGAAUUGCUCCCAGUUAUGCGAAAAGAAUGGUUGAGGUUAUGAAAGAAUUGCAAACACAUAGACAAAACAGUAGAGUGUUUGCUGGCAAACAUGGUUUCAUAACACCUAGGGAUCUAUUUCGUUGGGCCAAUCGUUACAGGACAUUUGAAGGGAAGUCAUACGAAGAUCUGGCGAAAGAUGGCUAUUUACUUCUGGCAGAGAGAUUAAGGGAUGACAAUGAGAAAGUUGUUGUUCAAGAAGCUUUGGAGCGCCACCUACGUGUAAAACUCAACAUAGCUGAUCUGUAUAACUCGGAAGUCACCCGUGAAGAUAACUUAUCCCUGGAUGCUAUCAAACUAAGAGUACGAGAUUGCUUUGGAAAUAUCACUUGGACAAAAAGUAUGUGGAGACUAUACUUCCUUAUUGAGCGUUGCUACAGAUCACGGGAACCUGUCCUCCUUGUUGGCGAAACUGGUGGUGGGAAAACAACUGUUUGCCAGGUUCUAAGUGCUGUCCUUGGAUCAAAAUUACACAUUUUGAACUGCCAUCAGUAUACAGAGACAUCAGACUUCAUUGGGGGAUUCUGCCCUAUACGUGAUAGGUCAAGAAUAGCAUUUGAGUUCAAAGAUCUUGUUGUGAAAAUCAAAGGGAUGAAAAUGUUUGUUGAUGUUGCAGGGAAUGUGCCACUUGAAACUGAUGUAUCUGGAGCUGAUAGUGUCAUCAGCCAUCUGAAUGAAAUACUUGACAGAUACAGAAAGGAAAAAUAUCUGUUUCCUGAUGUGUCAGCUCAAGAUCUUGCUGCCAUGGAGCAAAUCAAGUUGGAUCUGAUGCACCUCCACAGGAGGUGGCAGGCAAUUUUCCUUUGGCAGGAUGGACCGCUUGUUCAAGCAAUGAAGAAUGGUGAUCUUUUCCUCAUUGAUGAAAUUUCUUUAGCUGAUGACAGUGUGCUUGAACGCUUGAACAGUGUUCUAGAACCUGAAAGAAAAUUGUCACUGGCUGAGAAAGGUGGUUCUGUGUUAGAGAAGAUUGUAGCACAUCCAAACUUCUUCAUCCUUGCAACAAUGAACCCUGGUGGUGACUAUGGAAAAAAAGAGCUUUCUCCUGCAUUAAGAAAUCGAUUUACUGAAAUUUGGGUUCCUGCUGUUACUGAUGUUGAUGAACUUAAGAGCAUAACUUUUGGGAGGUUCACCAAAACUGAUUUCUCUUGCUUUGGAGAUUGCAUCGUUAACUUCUGGAAGUGGUUCAACCAAUUGCACAUUGGAAGAACACUCACGAUACGGGACCUGCUUUCAUGGAUUUCAUUUAUAAAUGUGACUGAGCAAGCUCUUGGGCCAGAGCAAGCUUUGAUACAUGGCCUGUUUCUUAUUUUACUUGAUGGGCUCUCAUUGGGUCUGAAUGUUUCUAAAACUGAGGCUACUGAGAUAAGGAGUACUUGCCUGUCCUUCCUUCUAGAAGAACUGCAGAAAGUUGAGGGUAAGGCAGUAGAUUCAUGCUUGAAUGAUGUAAGCAAUUAUGGCUGGGGUGACAAUAUGAAAAAAGAAGAUAUAGAUCAUGGUUGUUUGGAAGGACAUUUUGGCAUUCCACCAUUCUAUAUUCCUGAAGGUGACAAUAUGAAAAAAGAAGAUAUAGAUCAUGCUUGUAAGCAACAGGGCUUUGAAAUAAUGGCGCCCACGACCAGAAAGAAUGUCUUGCGAGUUUUGCGUGGUAUGCAACUACCUAAACCUCUUCUUCUGGAAGGUAGUCCUGGAGUUGGAAAAACAAGUUUAAUUGUAGCGUUAGCUGGAUUUUCUGGUCAUGAUGUUGUACGGAUAAAUCUAUCUGAACAGACAGACAUGAUGGAUCUUCUAGGUUCAGACCUGCCAGCUCAAGGAGGAAAUGGAAUGGAAUUUUCCUGGUCUGAUGGUAUUCUUCUUCAGGCUUUAAAGAAAGGAAGCUGGGUUCUUUUGGAUGAGCUCAAUCUUGCUCCACAAUCUGUCUUAGAGGGUCUGAAUGCCAUUCUGGACCACCGUGCUGAGGUCUUCAUACCUGAGCUUGGUCAAACUUACAAAUGCUCAUCAUCCUUUCGUGUCUUUGCAUGCCAAAAUCCUUCAUCGCAAGGUGGUGGGCGGAAAGGUCUUCCCAAGUCCUUUCUGAACCGCUUCACCAAAGUUUAUGUUGAUGAGCUAUCAGAGCAAGAUUAUCUAGAAAUUUGUAAAUCACGAUUUCAUCCAUUGAUUUCUGAAAGUUUCAUCCGAAAUCUUAUUCACUUUAACAACAGGCUGUAUAUGGAUACCAUGGUAUAUAGGAAGUAUGGUCAACAAGGUUCUCCCUGGGAAUUUAAUCUACGUGAUAUUAUCAGGUCUUGUGAGAUGAUAGCAGGUUCCCAAGAUUCUAUGAAGGAUGACUGUUUUUUAAAUACUGUCUAUCUUCAAAGAAUGCGUACUUCGGUUGAUCGCCAUGAAGUUCUUAAGCUUUAUGAGGAGGUCUUUAAGAAAAAGACAAGCAUUCACCAACCAAAAAUGCUCUAUGUUAAUCCACAUUGCUUGGUUGUUGGAAGUGCCUCUAUCGAAAGAAAUCACAUCCAAUCAUAUAAAGUGCAAAACAAUCAACUCAACAUAUUUCCAGGUGUCCUUAAUAGUCUUGAAGCAGCCAUGCACUGCAUCCAGCAAGGUUGGUUGUGCAUUCUUAUUGGACAAAAUUCAGCUGGUAAAACAUCAUUAAUCCGCUUGCUGGCUCAGCUUUCGGGAAAUACGUUGAACGAGGUGAAUCUGUCGUCGGCAACUGAUGUGUCAGAAUUGUUGGGAUGCUUUGAGCAGUAUAACUUCUUUAGGCACUACAAAGCAGUUUUAUCAGAAGUUGAGCAUUACGUUGAUGUGUAUUUCGGACUGAGUAUUGAUAUGAACCGGAAGAACUUUGUUGCAGAAGGAAGGGGUUUGUUUACAAAAUGGUUUGAAUUUGUGGCUGAAAAAGGGCACUCGUCAAUUAGGACUUCGAAAUUCAUUGAAAUGGGUGCGAAUGCAUCUUUGCCUUCAUUAAGCUUGCUUGCUGAAAUAGUUGAGCAGAUAAAGUGUGAUCUGGAAAAGUUUGACUUCCCACCAUUGACAAAAGAUGAUCUUGGUAAAACACUGAAAUCCAUCAACAACUUGCAGCAGAAUGGAGCUGCACACCAACCAGUUAAAUUCGAAUGGGUUGCGGGAGAUUUGAUCAGGGCCAUUGAACGCGGUGAAUGGAUUGUUUUGGAUAAUGCGAAUUUCUGUAACCCUACUGUACUUGAUAGGAUAAACUCCUUGGUUGAGCAAGAAAGGUCUAUCGUAGUCAAUGAGUGUGGUCUUGUUGAUGGCAGUCCUGUAGUUAUCAAAGCCCACCGUAAGUUCAAAAUGUUUUUGACUGUAAAUUCAAACUAUGGCGAAGUUUCAAGAGCUAUGCGAAACAGAGGAGUGGAGAUCUUUCUGAUGGACCAAAGUUGGAAUCUGGAAGGAUGCAGCAAUGUGCCUGGGGAUGGUGAAUGGAAGGAUGUGAUAAGAUUUUUAAUCUCUUGUGGAAUACCAAGAAUGGAACUGGUCUCGUCAAUGUGUGAAGCACACAUGCAUGCAAAAGCUGAAGGUUCACGUGUUGGUAUAAACAUUACCCUUCUUGAAAUCACACGCUGGGUUCAAUUGUUCCAACAACUGAUUAUUAAAGGAAAUCAGUUCCUUUGGAGCCUGCAUUUGAGCUGGGAACACACAUAUCUACCAUGUUUGGGUGAAGUUAAUGGAUCUAGAAUUGUGGAGGAAGGAAAGAUUAAAUUUUUGAGUAAUUUUGAUGGAUCUGAAAUUCUGGCAAGAAACUUUAGGUUUUUGACUGUUUUUGAUGGUUAUUCAACUGGUUUGCAUUCUGGAUUAUCUUUGUCCUUGCCGGGUGGUUGGCCAAUUGAGCAAAAACUAAGGGAUUUCAUUUGGUAUUCAAAAGAAACUUGCGUCAUGAGGAAUUGCAUGUUUCUACAGUCAUUGGGUGCCCAAUAUGCUGCUUAUCAGAUAAGCAGUUUGAAAGAUAAUUCAUCGUUGUUGGGUGAUAUUAGUAUCGUCCACCAAUCUAUUCUUCCUGCUACAAGCUUACGCGAAUUACAGUUUCCUACAGUUACUGGUCAGAGUGUCAAAAAUCGUGUAACUGGGGCAUUCAAUUCAUACUUAGCUGAUCAGAUGCUUUUCUUUGCUGCAAACUGGUUAAUGGAGCAAUGUACUGAAAACGAUCUUGAACUGUAUCGCAUAUGGUUUAAAUGGUAUAACUGUCUGGUCCAGCCUUAUUGCAACUUUUUUGAGAGCUAUGAGUAUAUUCUGAAGCAAGAAAGUGAGCAUCCUAUUUGGCAUAGUAUCCUUGAAUAUUACAGGAAAAUAGUUGCCGAUCACAAUAUUGAUAUUGUUACUCAGCAUAUUCCAUUACUUUCGAAGAAGUUGCUUGAUAUGGCUGGUUGUGAUAGCCUGAAAGCAUGCCAGAACCGGUUGCGUCGUGCUUUUAAGGCUUUGGGCUUGUUGCGGCUUACGCUGCAGCAAUGGCAAAUUGAGACAAAAUGUCCUGAUCUUUCUGUUCUGAAAUGUACUUUGCUGCCAGCAUUGAAGUCCCUCAGAUGCUUAGAGGGCGAGGUACUUAAAAAGAUUGCAAAAUCUUGGAAGUGCCAGCACAUAUACUCUCGUCUUCUUGAUUACCACAGAUCAAUAUGGAAAAUGAUGAUUGCAUCUCAGUUCGAGGGGCUACCUAUUGUUUGGAAUCUUUUGAGGAAAGAAAUACUGAAGUUGCAGGAAAAGUUUCCAGUUGAAGUUGGCGUCUUUUUGAUGGAAAGUGUGAAUCUCAACAAUCUACAUGAUCUGAAUUUUGAAUAUGGAAAACCAACUUUGUGGGUUUAUGGUGGUCAUCCUCAUCUGCCACCAUCUAGUGAGAUAUUUGACAAAAUACAAGAACUUUUGUCCUUCACAGCAGAUGUGUGGCCAAGGAAGAAUCUUUCGAAUAUAGAGCUUGAUGAUAGAAAACAGCUGACUGAUGCUAUGCUGUCAGCCAAUCAGGAUCUUAGACUCCUUGCAAUGGAAGGUGUCUCUAUGGCUUGUAUUGCUACAAUGAAAACCGAGGAAGAUGUUUUAACUGUUGGCCCCCAAUUGGAUGAAGUUCACAAGAGGCUUGUAGGAAAGGUUAACUCUGUAAGGGGUAAUCUUGGAUUGUUGUCCAAGACAUCAGUGCCUGAAUUUAAGUUCUGUUGCUCAGUGUCCUCUGAGAUUCUAUGUAACACUUAUGGUUUCAAUGGCUGGCUAGCAAGUCUUCCUUUGCUCAACUUGAAGAGCUUAAACUUGGAUACCCUUUUACUUCAACAGCUAUGCAAGUGCACACAAAGAGAUUCUUCUGAAACUCACGAGGUUCUUGUGAAUUCUGAGUAUCUGCUGAAGUAUUCUAUGGAUUAUUCACUGGGUUCAUCUUCAAGAUCUCCUCUGGACUAUAUUCAACAUCAGAUAAUUUGGUGGAUUUGUCAUGACUGGGCCAAAGUUGAUAACGCGCAUUUAAAAGUUGCUAGUUGUAUUCUUGAAAUGUGGUACAACUAUCACUCUUCCUUGUGGACUUAUUGUUCUGGAAGCCCAAAGAGUCUAUUCUCAGUCGCACAUGAUGAUUCCUGUGACCUGGCACACCUGACAAAAAUGGACGCCAUCAAUACUAUUAUCCAGCCGGAUUUACGUGUGGUGGAUUAUCUGAAGAAUUGUGUAAUGCUCAAAGUUGCAUCUAGAAACCUGUGGGAAGGUGUUUCGUGUUUGGGAAACUUCAUUUCUAGUCUGCACUUUGCUGCUGAUUCCCUAUUUAAGCAGAUUAUAUUUGUCCAUAAGAAGUAUUUCAAGGAAGAGGACUACAACCAGUUAGAUUCUGUACUCUUCCAACAAUCCAGACGUUUUAUAGAGAAAGAAGACCUGGACACCAUUUGUGCUCUGUUAUCAUCCUCAACCCAUGGAGUAUUGGCUUCACUCUCAAAGUCAGAUAAACUCGUAGAAUCCUUGCUUAUGGACUUGUACUCAUCCUACUCCCGUGACUCUCUAUUGCAUACUGGAGCUGCUUGGGUGCGUAUUGGAGAGUUACGCUUCCGGUUAUUGUUGAGCUCAUACAGUCCAGAUCCUACAUUUAAAUCUACAUAUAAGCAUUCAAAUAUUUUGGAAAAAAUUGCACUGGUGAAGCUUGAGGAAAAGGUUCGCCAUGAUUGUGAGGAAUUAGCUGGUUCUAGCUCCCCUGAAGAUAGCCAUGACAACACGUUAUUGCAAUCACUGGAAAUUGAUGAGAAAGACACCCGAGCAAAGGUCGUAUUUCGUCCUCGACAAUCUAAGCACAAGAGUCUCAUUGCUGCAUGCGUUGAGUUUGAGGACCGCCUGUCUGAGUGCAAGGACUUGUUAGCUAACUUAAAUUGCGAAGGACUUGGGCAACUAGAGGUUGACAGAGUCUGCAAUUGGCAGAUAACAUCCAUGAACUUUAUCAAGAGGCUGACAGAAGAUUAUAGGGAAUAUGUUGAUUUGAUCCAGCCAAUUCAAGUUGCUGUAUAUGAAAUGAAACUUGGCUUAGCAAUUGCUCUGUCUGGUUCUCUUCAGAGGGAGUAUUUGAAGAAGAUUAAAGAAGAGGAUAUUAAUAGAGUUCUUGGAGCAAUUUAUGCUUUUAUGCAGUUUCCCUCUGGAUCUUUUACCAAAAGGGUUGUAACUGACACAACUGAUGAUCUUACAAAUUAUACAAUUACUAAUCAACUAGGAACCCUAUACGGUGGUUCUGGAGCUUUAGAUAUGUUGAAGAAGCUUGCUGCUGUGUCAAGUCAGUUGAAUGUUGGUAAAGUGACUGACAAAGUGAAGUCCCAGUCUGAAAUGCUUGUUUCAGUACAUCAUAUUUCUUUAGUAAGAACAGCUGAUUGUGUCAGUUCUUCCCUUGUCAUGGAUAAGUCAUCUUAUGUGUCAUUGAAGGAUACCUUUGAUCAUUUUACAAGCAUGUGGUUCAACAUGAAACAUCGUUUGAAGGCUAAAGAAAGCGAUGAUUCUCAGUACUAUAAGUUCAAAUCGCGAAUAAUCAGUAUAGAAGACAUCUUUAAAGAAGAUGUGCUGUUACUUGGAGAUAUGGAAUCAGAAGGCAGUGUUGUAGAUAAUGAAGAAAAACUAGAGCAUGAUUUUUUAAAAAUUACGGAAAGAAUUGAUGAGGAUAAUGGUAUUGUUGAAGAUACUUGGGAUCUGAUACCGGAGUCUGCUCUAAAAUGUAUUGUGACCAUACAUGACCAAUUGUUUGGUUCGCCAGAUCUUUUUGAGAAGCCCCGCAAAUGCCAAGUUAGUGAUGCACAGAAAAUCCAGUCCUUCAUAGAAUCAUAUGAGCUGGGAACAAGAAUACUUAAAGAUCUCCCGGAAUUAACAUGUUCUAUGUUUGAUGAGAAGCUUAUGCCUGAGCACCUAUUUCGUGUUUGUCUGGAAUACCAACGAUCUUGUGCAAAAACAUCUCAAGAUUGCAAUGGUUAUAAUGCUUACAAGGAUCCAAAUCCUCCUGUAUUGUUCAAGAUGGUGGAGUCACUAACUACACUUCAGGAGAGAGUUAAUAACUAUUUGGAUGAAUGGCCUGAUCACCCUGGUCUCUUGAAAAUAUUGGAUCUAAUUACUUCCCUUUUAGCGAUGCCCUUGAGCACGCCAAUUCCGAAGGUCUUACUUGGAUUGCAACUGCUGGCUGGGAAAGCUCAAACAUUGCAGGAAAAUGACUCCAAGUUCUUUCUAAAAGAUCAUCUUGCAUCAAUAUUCUUGCUUGUGUAUUCAUGGCAAAGGCUCGAGUUAGAUUGUUGGCCUAUACUGCUGGAGGAGGUCCAGGCAAAGUAUGAGAUGAAUGCUGUAAAGCUGUGGUUUCCAUUGCGAGCAUUACUUACUCAGACUUCUGGUAUUCUAAUGGACGAGGAUUCGUCUAUUAUCAGAAGUGUUGAGGAAUUUGUUCAAACAUCGAGUCUUGGAGAAUACAAGAGACGCUUGCAUAUUCUCUUUGCCUUCCAUGGCGAGAUUUCAGCUGGUGCUAGCAUGGGUAGUUAUUCAAGUACUGCGGUGAAGAAAAUCCAGAAUAUUCUGUACAAUGUGUUUGGCUACUACAUGCAGUUUUUGUCACUUGUUCAUGAGAAAAUUGAAGAUGGUAGAAAAAACAUUGAGAAGGAAUUGAAAGAUCGCGUCAAGCUUUACAGCUGGGAGCAAGCACCAUAUAGUAGUGCUUCUAUUGAAAAUUUUAAAAGGACUAGGCAGAAGAUUUUUAAGCUUCUGCAACAGUUCAAUAAUAUUUUGACAAGUCCUGUCAUCAGUCUACUGAAUGAAGAAGCCACAGCAAGGAAGGUUCCAAGCUGGCUUGAUCCUCAGAGUCCUGAAUCACAGCUUCCUGUUGACACCGAAAAAUUUAACAAAAGGUUUUUGUGGUACCACAAGUGGGCAAGUGAGACUUCUUUAUCAUUACAAACAUUGCAGCAAUCAAACGCUAGUAUCGUUGGAGUUCCUAGUGCCAAAGAAUAUGCAGAUAUUGUACACAAUGUGAAGCACCGGCAGAAUGAAAUUGAGCUCAAUGACAGAUUGCAGUUAUUUUGGGUCUCACUUGAGAGAAUCUGUGGGGCAGCUAAUUUUGCUAGUACAGUGAAGCAUGGGAAAAAGAAUCAGAAGAAAACAGCUCUAUCCAAUCUGUUCAAAACUCUUGAGGAAUGUGGACUAUCAAAGCACAGGCCAAUGGGUCAUGAGUGGGGAGAUGAGCUGGCUGCACCAAGUCCAUUGUUCUUGGAGCAGUCAUAUGAUUCUGUACAUUUACUACAGCAAGUGAACUCGCAGAAAAAGCUGGAAGGUGUUAGCAUCAAUCAUUCCACACUAUUGAGCACAGAUAACUGGAAGCAUGCAAAUCAGCAAUACUUCAAAUGUUUGGCAAUGAUGCAACAACUUCGACAGGUUUCUUUGAAAUUUAACAAAGAUCUAGGUUUAGAAGAGGUUAACAAGGCCACGUCCUUUAUGAGCCAUCUGUUGACUGUGUUGUCUGAACAACGGCAUCUUGCUUAUACUCUAUUUGAUCAGCUGCAGCAAUUCCGGCAUGCUAUUUUCUUAUUAGGUUCUGGAGGAAUAGGAAAGAGUAAAUCUCUAUCAUCAAGCCAAACUAUGCUGCUGAGUUCCAUGUGGCAGCAAAAGAAAUUGUUUGAUACUGUACUCACUAUGACAACAGACUCCAACUUAUUGCUCAGAAGCUUCAAGGAUUGCCAUUAUAACUCUUGUAACAACUUCAUAGAAGUUGCAGAGAUCUCAUCUCUUCUUGGAAAGUUCAUCUUGAAAUUUUCUGAAUCUAAGGAGUUGUUAGAUGAAUGCUUGCUUGGAUGCAAUAAUAUAUUUUCUGGUGCAUAUAAGAGUAUGCCUCAUGCUGCAACAGAGACGGAGCGACUUUUUUCUGAUAAUUGCCAGCAUAUAGAUUCGUUGUUGGAUGAAUACUUGCUUGGAUCCAAUAAUAUAUUUGCAGAUGCAUAUAAUAGUAUGCCUCUUGCAACGACAGAGAUGGAGCAACUUUUUGCUGAUAAUUGCCAGCUUAUAGAUUCAUUGAGAGAAGACAUGCAGGUUCAAUGCCACCAGGAUCUUUCAGUGGGAUCUGUUAAGAAAGUUCUUAUCUCGCGUUUGGAAGAAUUGCUGGAGAAGGGCAAGAUGGCAAUGAAGAACCCAAGACAAGCUGAAGAAAAUCAUAAGUUAUGCUUGAAGCUUGAAGCUUCGUAUAUAGAAAUUUUGAAGGAAACUUUCAUGCUAUUGGUUGGUGUUCUCGGAACGCUCACUGAUCAUGAAGUAUGCAGUAAUGGAACUGAUAAUUCACCAGUUGGUAAUGUUGCAUCAUGGAAAGAUACUUUGCAGACAUGCAUUAUGAAUCUCAAAUUGGAUGAUAUUUGUGCUGCUGGUGAAAAGAUUUGUAUUCUAGUGAGGUUGCUGGUUGACUAUAAACCUCAGAUUCGUAUUAGUAUAGAGGUGCACCUAAUGCAUCUUCAUGCUUGGCUCGGUGUGAUCCUGUCAUCAGCAGAAGGGAUACUUUCUGAACUUUUAGAAGCACACAGAACAACUUCUGAAAUGACUCUUGCACUUGGGGACCUUUUUAUUCAUCUAUUUACGGAGGGGUUUGGUUCCACCGAAGAUACAGCAGAAGAUGCAGAUGAUGAGCUACACCAAGAUGCUGUUGGAAGUGGAACUGGCAUGGGUGACGGGGAUGGUCAAAAGAGUGUAAGCUCUGAUAUAGAUGAUGAAUCACAACUUGGUGAUAGUAAGGACUUGACAUGUAAGGCUGAUCCAGCUCCUAAGAAUGAUGAUAAAGCUGUCGAAAUGCAAGAUGAUUUUAAUGCACAAUUAUCUGAUGUUUCUGAGGAUCUUGAAGGCGAAGACUCAGGUGGCGAAGAUGAGGAUAAUUUGGAUAAUCAGAUGGGUGAUACUGGUGAUGCAAGUGAAGUGGUUGGCAAGAAAUCAUGGGAUAAGGAUGAAGAUGAUGAUCCUAAGACAUCUAAUGAGAAAUAUGAGUCAGGCUCAUCAGCCAAAGGGACAGAACAGGAUGAUAGGGAACUGAGAGCUAAGGACGAUGGUUCUAUUGAGGAGGAAGAUCCUAUGGAAAUGGAUUCUGAGGAAGGCAAAAAUAAUAAUUUGGAACAUGAUCCUAGUACCUGUGAUGAAACUGAUCUGAAUACUGAUGAAGUCAUGGACAAAGCUGAUGCAUAUGAUGACCGGACUGGGCCUGAAAUCCCUGAACCAGAUAAUGAUUCCAUUGAUGUUGAUAUGGAGGAACAAGAACAAACUGACGAAAGAGAUGCUGACAAUGAAGAUAUAGGUACUGAAGAAGCGGAGCAAGCAGAUGAGAGGUUAGAUGCUUCAGAUGAUAUGGAGGAAGGAGAUAUGGCACAGCAUAGCGAUGGUCUGGUAGAUAAUGAGGGGGAGCAUGUUGAAGAUGCAAACACAGAAGCAGGUGAGAUGGAUACACACCAAUUGGACAAGACCGAUUCACUUAUGCCUCCAUCACAAGGCCUACAGCCUGACAAUAUGCAAGUAGAUUCUAACGGAGAAUCUGAAACCAACUUGGCCAACAGCAGUGACAUGCACGGCGCUGUUGCUCCUUCAGUAAUUUUUUCAGGAAAUGAAGUGCCCAAUAUGGAAAUAUCUAUGCCCAAUGCUGGUGAUGAUUCGAGACUAUUAUCCAACUCUAUGCCAGAUAUGCAAAAUGAUGCUCAGCAGCACAUCAAGCAGACAAAUCCUUUCAGGAGCAUUGGAGAUGCAUUGGAGGACUGGAAAGAACGGGCCAAAGUCUCAGCUGAUACACAGGAUCAUCAAGCAGAAACUGGAAAUGAUAGUAAUGAGAACACUGCUGAAUUUCGUUAUGUGCCUGAGGGUGAGCAGAGCACCUCUCAGGCAUUGGGUGCUGCAACAGCUGACCAGAUCAAUGAUGACAAUCAAAUUAAUCAAUCUUUCUUGGAAGAUGAAAGCCGUGCCAGGAAAUUGGAACAAAGUGAUGAGAGAACACCUGAUGACCCUGAGGUGCCUUACCUUCAAACUUCACAAGCACUUCCCAGCAAGUCUGAAAAUGCCAAUGAAUUUGAUGGCAGAGAGAUUCAAACUGACACAUCCGUUCAAAAUUUAGUUGAAAGCAGAAUAGAUCACACUUUCAAAGAUCUUGUUUCCUUCAAACAACCCCUGGCAGAUGACAAAAUAGCUCUUAUUGACCUAACUACUGACAGGGAAUUACCUUCCCGGAUGGAUCUGGACAUCACUGAUGCAGAGACAAAAAGGUCUAUUGUGGACUGGAAAAAUCUUGAGCUGGCAACCCUGAAAUUGUCCCAGGAACUGGCAGAGCAAUUGCGCCUGGUUAUGGAACCAACUCUUGCUAGUAAGCUUCAAGGGGAUUAUAGAACUGGAAAGAGAAUAAACAUGAAGAAGGUCAUUCCGUAUAUUGCGAGUCAUUUCCGCAGAGACAAGAUAUGGUUGCGCCGAACUAAGCCUAAUAAACGGAAUUACCAAGUGGUUAUUGCUGUUGAUGACUCAAGAAGUAUGUCUGAGGGCAAAUGUGGAAAAUUUGCUAUUGAGGCAUUAGUUACUGUGUGCCGUGCUAUGUCACAGCUUGAGGUUGGACAAUUUGCAGUUGCAAGUUUUGGAAAGAAGGGGAAUGUUAGAGUGCUACAUGAUUUUGAUCAGAUCUUCAAUGGUGAAGCUGGAGUGAAUAUGAUCUCUAGUUUGUCCUUUGAACAAGAUAACAAAAUUGAGGAUCAACCAGUGUCUGAUCUCUUGACGCAUCUGAAUGCUAUGCUCGAUACUGCCGUUGCACGGGCGCGCACCCCAUCAGGGCAAAAUCCUCUCCAGCAACUGAUACUGAUAAUAUCUGAUGGAAAGUUCCAUGAAAAGGAAAACUUGAGGCGCCAUGUUAGAGAUGUUCUAAAUCGAAAGAGGAUGGUCGCGUAUGUGCUCCUGGAUAGCCCCGAGGAUUCUAUUAUUAAUCUAAAGGAAGCAUGCUUUAAAGUAGGGGAGAAGGUAGAGCUGAAAAAAUACAUGGAUUCAUUUCCAUUCCCGUAUUAUGUUAUGCUACAGAACAUUGAAGCUCUUCCUCGCACAUUGGCCGACCUGAUUAGACAGUGGUUUGAGCUCAUGCAGAGCGCCAACGAGUGAUCCUUGGGACGUUAGCCAACCUAAUUUUACCGAGUAGGGCGACGCAUUUAGCUGUACAGCAAACUAGAGCUUUUAUUUUUGCUUGGGCCUCGAAACUCUGUGAUCGCAGGCUUGAUUGUGUACAAAUACCGUCACAGUUCAAAUCUCUUUUGGGAAUAUGAUCCGCGACA
Molecule: messenger RNA, 16532 nt
Organism: Sorghum bicolor (sorghum)
Lineage: Eukaryota; Viridiplantae; Streptophyta; Magnoliopsida; Poales; Poaceae
Product: midasin
Exons: 65
Coding region: 52-16362 (5436 amino acids)
Biological process (GO): rRNA processing; ribosomal large subunit assembly
Cellular component (GO): preribosome, large subunit precursor; nucleus
Molecular function (GO): ATP binding; ATP hydrolysis activity
Source: RefSeq, a predicted model, not a curated record